CAUAACCAACAAAUAUAUUCUAACCUAAAAUGAUCCUAAACAACUGUGCAAAACAAGUGGAGGUGUAAGCAAUUCGAAUUUAUUACAAUGUCUGGAGUAGAAGUAAUUUCUAGUAACUUGAGAUUAAAUCCUAAAUGCCCUCAUGGUCCGACAUUAUUGUUUUCACGCGUCGUCAAAGGAGAAAAUCGGAAUUUCUUUGCGUGUUCAGCAUGUAGGGAUAGAAAAGACUGUUCUUUUUUCCUGUGGGCAGAUGAAAAGAUGAAUAAAUCCAAAGAGGAUUAUUGGAAUCAGGAAAUUCAAAAGUAUACUAAAGGCAUUAAUCAUCAAAGAUCAUUUAAAAUUUUAAACACUAUUAAAAAUCUUCCCAGUUCUGAAAGGGUUUAUUGCCAUACUUGUUCUAAACUUCUGCUUCCUAAAUCUAUAAAUUUGCAUACAGAACAUAACUUUGAAAAAGGCAUUACUGACGACAAGUUUUUAAAUCCAUCAAAGUUUCUAAAUCCAUUAGAAUCAAACAAAAAAGAGGCACAAUUUUUGUUUACCGAAAACACAACAUCAACACUAGUUAAUAUACUACAUAAAAAUAAUUUAAGAAAUGUUUUAUGUAUUGGGGCACCAAGAAUAAGUGAAUUUAUUUCUAAUAAUUUCGAGGAUAUGUCUGUAUUAUUACUGGACAUAGAUAAGAGGUAUUUAGAUUUUGUUGGUCCACUUCAGUUUGGUUGGUAUAAUUUAUUUAAUCACAACUUCUUCCUACCUGAAUCAAAACAAAUAUUUGAUGACUUUCUUCAAACAGAUAAGGGUAAAGACUUAGUCAUCUUCAUGGACCCUCCCUUUGGCGGAAGGGUUGAACCCAUUGUACACACUUUAAACACCAUCAAUGAAAGGUACAAGAUGUUAACUAAGAGUAUGAAAGAUAUUCCUGUAAUUUGGAUAUUUCCUUAUUUUAUGGAACCUCAUAUAACAAAUAGUUUGCCAAACUUUAAAAUGUUGGAUUAUAAAGUAGAUUAUGACAAUCACAGUUUAUUUCAACAUGGAAACAAGGGGCGAAAAUAUGGGUCACCAGUACGAAUAUUUACCAAUAUUGACCCUAGUUGUAUUGAGUUACCAAAAGACGAAGGGUACAAAUACUGUAAAGUUUGUAAAAGAUGGAUUUCAUCUGAAAAUAAUCAUUGUAAUAAGUGUAAUUCUUGCACAUCAAAAGAUGGGAGGACAUACAAACAUUGCGAUUCUUGCGAUAGAUGCGUUAAACCAAGUUGGAAACAUUGUGAAAAAUGUAAUAGAUGCGCACAGCCCGAUCAUAAAUGCGGAGAUAUUGAAUUUUCACAGGAAUGUUUUCACUGCAAAGAAAAGGGUCACAAGAAAAGGGACUGCCCUAAGGUUAAUCACGAGGAAUUACAAGCGAAAUGUAAAAAGGGCAUUAAUAGUAUUGGAAAGAAAAAGAAAAAAAUGAAAACUAAAUAACUUUUUAUACUGCUGAAUAACAAACGAGACAAAUUAAUAAAUAUAUAUUUAAUUUGUAAACUAUUCCUCAUUUACCAUUUCUUGGGCCCAUAUCCAAAAGGGAAAACAAAAACGUAUAGCUAGACUUUUGUCUGUAUGUCUCUUUCUUAUAACUUGUAAUGCUGUGUGUACUACCCCAUUAUGUAAACAGCUAGAUCACUGUGUACCGUGAACAAACUAAACCUUUAUAUAUAGAAACAAAUGUGCAUG
Agrilus planipennis (emerald ash borer) is the source of this 1707-nucleotide messenger RNA. Its product is annotated as zinc finger CCHC domain-containing protein 4. Gene Ontology annotation, molecular function: nucleic acid binding; zinc ion binding; rRNA (adenine-N6-)-methyltransferase activity. Bases 88 to 1458 code for a protein of 456 amino acids. The transcript is spliced from 6 exons. Gene Ontology annotation, cellular component: nucleolus; cytoplasm. The record is from RefSeq and is a predicted model, not a curated record. Lineage: Eukaryota; Metazoa; Arthropoda; Insecta; Coleoptera; Buprestidae. Gene Ontology annotation, biological process: rRNA methylation.